Messenger RNA from Neopsephotus bourkii (Bourke's parrot), 1396 nucleotides. It is a transcript of the gene TTC9, whose product is annotated as tetratricopeptide repeat domain 9. The transcript is spliced from 3 exons. Gene Ontology annotation, molecular function: protein binding. The coding region runs from base 16 to 648 and encodes 210 amino acids. NCBI's taxonomy places the organism in Eukaryota, Metazoa, Chordata, Aves, Psittaciformes, Psittacidae. The record is from RefSeq and is a predicted model, not a curated record.
GGCGGCGCCGCGGCCAUGGAGAGGGCGAGCCCGGCGGCGGGGAAGCUGAACGCCGGCGGCCGCGGGGCGGGCGAUGGGCUCGGCCCCGCCGGGGGAGCCCAGCCGCGGGCGGCGGCGGCGGCGGGCAGCGCGGAGCCGGGCGAGCUCAUCGGGCGGGCUCUGGAUUUCAAGAGCGAAGGGGCGCAGUGCUACAAGGACAAGAAAUUCCGGGAGGCCAUCGGCAAGUACCACCGCGCCCUCCUGGAGCUCAAGGCUCUGCUGCUGCUGCUGAGCCAGGAGCCGCCCGGGCAGCGCCCUCCCUCCGCUGCCGCCGCUGCCGGGCUCAGCGAGGAGCAGCGGCAGGCGGUGGAGGCCAUCGAGGUUGACUGCUACAACAGCCUGGCAGCCUGCCUCCUCCAGGCCGAGCUGGUGAACUAUGAGCGAGUCAAGGAGUACUGCCUCAAAGUGCUUCAGAAAGAAGGAGAGAACUUCAAGGCACUCUAUCGAUCAGGAGUGGCAUUUUACCACCUGGGUGACUUCAACAAGGCCCUCUACUACCUGAAAGAGGCGAGAUCCCGCCAGCCAACAGAUACCAAUGUCAUACGAUAUAUUCAGCUGACAGAGAUGAAGCUCAGCAGAUGUUCCCAGAGAGAGAAGGAAGCCUUGUGAAAAUGAAGCCGCAUCAGCUGAAGUGCCCAAGGUGGAACAUUUCCUUCCCAGAAGCUCAUUUGGUGGAUUUUCCUGUUUGCUCUGCCUCAUCCUCAUCUCCUUAUCCAUCCACUUGCCCUUGAUCUUCAUUGAAUCCCAGUUUGGAAAAUAAAAGAGACUUAGACACUGGAUACGGCUGCUUGCCAACCAUGGUAAUACCCCUUCCCCAUGGCAGGAGAGCACAACGGCUACAGCCAGCCUUGUUCCAAGACAGUGUACACACCUGGAGUAGGCCAUGCUGGGGACCUUUCUGGUCCUGAGCUGACUGCCUAUUACCUAUUAGGGAAGCAACCCCCAGAACAACGACUUCCUGACCAGGCAAGUUGGAGACAAACGGUUCCUGCUCUGAGUGAUCACUGGAGCUUGGAAGAGCUGCGAAACCAAGAGAGUCACCGGUCAUUUCAUAGGGGAUGGCAAAUGCCUUUUUACCAUCAGUUCCCUGUGCCUGCUUCUCCAGUGUGUGUUAUCUGCCUCCAGUGAGAGCUCACAUGCUCCCAGUCUAAUGCCAGUGAAAACUGUUUCUGAACAUCCUCUUAAUGAAAGCACAGAGCACCCUAUGAAACCCCUGCAGAGCUGUCCCAGUGCCACAGGAGAAGGCUGUGGGCUACCACAGAACAGUGAAUGAACUGUGAGAGCGUGGUGUACAGUUUGAGGGAAAAACUGUGAAAUAAUUCAUUAAAGGCAAAUAAAAAUUAUUAAUGGGCAACAA